AUGCUAAGAGGCCUUUGGAAAGACAAAGAAAUCGUCAAAGAUUGGUGCAGAGCGGAGGGCGUGUAUCUACCCAAAGAACAGAAUGCAAAGGAGAUAGGACAGUUCAGACCUAUUUCAAUCAUCAACGUGACGUGCAAGAUCUUUAUGGGAAUACUUGCAAAGAGGACUGUAGCAUAUUUGCAAAGUAACGGCUAUGUGGAUGAAACGGUACAGAAAGCCGGGGUACCAGGGAUCCCAGGCUGCAUCGAGCAUGCUUUCACCAUUUGGGACACAAUCCAAGAGGCCAAGAAAAACAAGGAAAGUUUAAACGUAGUGUGGUUGGAUCUGGCGAAUGCCUACGGGUCUGUUCCCCAUAAAUUGCUGAUGAAGGCAAUGGAUUUUUUCUACGUCCCACAAGAGGUGCAAAACAUUAUGAGAGAAUACUAUAGUAACUUCCAGAUGCGAUUCUCAACCGCAAAUUUCACAACGGAAUGGCACCGACUAGAGAUUGGGAUUGCAGCUGGCUGCUCUAUAUCGGUCAUCUGGUUCAUCCUGGUAAUGGAGAUGCUACUGAGAUCUGCAGAAUGCUGUGAAGAAGAAGCAAAGGUGAGAUCACCAAAGAAAGCCUUUAUGGAUGAUGUGACCCUACUGACAAGAGAUGGAGACACAAUGCAAAGUGUGUUGAAUCGGCUCGAUAAGCUUAUCACCUGGGCCAGGAUGAAGUUUAAAGCUAAAAAGUCUAGAAGCCUGACUAUUAACAAAGGAAAACAGAAGCAACUGAAGUUCACAAUUGCAGGGGAGCAAAUGCCCACAGUAAAAGAACAACCCGUGAAAAGUUUGGGUCGGUGGUACUCAGGAACUCUGUCUGAUAGGAGUCAAGGCGUGGAAAUCAUGAAGCAGGCUGAAAAUGGGCUGAAAGCAAUUGACCAGACAAAGCUUCCAGGAAAGCACAAGAUAUGGUGUCUACAGUUUGCCCUCUACCCUCGAUUGGCGUGGCCACUGACAAUGUAUGAAGUUGCUUUGUCAAGAGUUGAGAUGAUCGAAAGAAAGUGUAACAGCUACAUCAGGAAGUGGCUGGGGCUACCCCGUACCAUUAACACGUCAUCCCUGUACAGACAUAGAGGUGCGCUUCAACUACCUCUCACGUCAAUUGUGGAGAUCUACAAAGCAGACGGCCUGAUCUUCAGUGACUUCUUCAAACUUUUAGGGGAGGGGGGCAUCAAACUCUACCCCGACCCCAGCCACCUCCACUUUGUGCCCCCUGUUGGUCCGACUCCCACCCCACCACCACCACAGUGCACUGGUCAGUGGUCAGUCCCCUCUCUGUCCACCGACACCCCAGUGCACUGGUCAGUGCCCUCUCUGUCCACCGACACCCCAGUGCACUGGUCAGUGGCCAGUCCCCUCUCUGUCCGCCGACACCCCACCACCAUCCCAGUGCACUGGUCAGUGGUCAGUCCCCUCUCUGUCCGCCGACACCCCGCCAACCACCCACUCAUACAGUGA
Molecule: messenger RNA, 1485 nt
Organism: Aplysia californica (California sea hare)
Lineage: Eukaryota; Metazoa; Mollusca; Gastropoda; Aplysiida; Aplysiidae
Exons: 3
Coding region: 1-1485 (494 amino acids)
Source: RefSeq, a predicted model, not a curated record